Messenger RNA from Drosophila takahashii, 3504 nucleotides. Lineage: Eukaryota; Metazoa; Arthropoda; Insecta; Diptera; Drosophilidae. The record is from RefSeq and is a predicted model, not a curated record.
AUGGUAGUCAUCAAGGAGGACAAUCUGCUCUCGAAUAAGUGGCGCCUUUGCAGAAUCGACUCUGUCUUUCCGGAGGCUGACGGCAAUGUCCGUGUCGUCAGCAUUCUCACGGCACGCAGGAUUAUCAAGCGUGCACUCCGACGGGAGUUGUCGCAGUGGCGAAAAAGGAAAACGUGCAACGGAAAGCACCACACUCUCCUCCGUAGGUACAAGCGCCCUCUGCCGUCGGCUAAUCAGCAGCGUUCGCGCCGGCAGGAUCCGCCAACUCGCAGAGCGCUUGACUCUCCGCCGCGCUCAGCCUCCUCGACACCGGCACCGUCACUGGCGUCCAUCCUCAAGCGGCACAGCGUGAAUGUGCUACCGACGGCCAUGGUCACAUUGGAGACCGGGAUGAAGAAGUUCGACACGGCCGCUCUUAUCAACCCGUGUACACCGACGAGCUGCAUCGACGCGUCCCUGUCGUCUGCGUUCCGCUUGCCGACUACCACCGUCGGCGACGAGCGGAUCUGUACGGCGACGAUUCAGUCGAAGCGCGACGACGGCGGAAUAUAUCUGCGUCGUAUAGAACCGUCCCUAACCUCAAUCGCCAUGCGGAGUGUCACUCAACAACGGGGCUUUUGCAAAAGCCAAAUUACACGUGCGCAUAACAAUGCCACUAAAUUCGUGGAAGAUAUUCAGUCAAUCCAGACCCUAGUCGCGCGAUUAGCUCAACUACAGGAAAACUAUUUACGGUUCGUAAAGCUCACAGAGGAGCUGCACGCCUUUGAGUCUGAAGAGGGUUGGGAAAACCCUGAGGAAGACUUUGAUGUAUACGAGGAAAAACACUACGCUACGUAUGCUGUACUAAGCAAUACGCUGGAAGAGUUAAAGGCUGAAGUCGCUGAGACUACUCUUCUUGUUCCUGACCAAUCCCUCAACACGUCCCACAGAAGCCAUGUGGACUUCCAGUUCGAGCGAAUCAAGCUCCCAACCUUUUCGGGAAAUUAUGAAGACUGGAAACAUUUUUCGGACAUGUUCACGGCAUCCAUCGCAUCACACUCAGGACUCACUGACUGCCAAAGAUUUCACUAUUUAAAGUCCUACCUGUCCGGCGAGGCGCUCACAUUAGUAAAACACAUUCCCGUUACUAAUGAAAACUACAGUGAAGCCUGGGAUAGGUUGGAAAAGCGAUAUAACAAACAGUCGCUAAUUAUGCGAUCGUUCCUCAACAGUUUCUUAACUCUACCUAGUGCCACCACCACCAGCAUCGGCGCCGUGCGAAAAUUGGCUGAUGGCGCAGACGAGGUAAUUCGUGGAUUGAGAGCACUUCAAUGCGAGCAGCGAGAUCCUUGGUUAAUUUUUAUAUUAUUGACAAAAGUGGAUCCUGAAACUCGCCAAGCAUGGGCCCAGUGCGCAGAAUCUGAAAGUCCAAAUGUGACCAUCAACCAGUUUCUAACAUUUCUCACAUCACAUUGCGACACCUUAGAGGCCUGCCAACUUGUUCGCGCGCCACAAGCUCGACGAGCCGCUACAACACACCACGUUGACGCUCAUCAGAAACGCGAGGAAAACAAGUGUCUAUCUUGCCAGCAGAAUCAUCCACUGUUCAGGUGUGAUCAAUUCUUAUCAUUGGACGUCGCCACACGCCGAGAAUUUCUGAGGAACAGAAAGCUCUGUUUCAAUUGCCUUAGUGCCUCCCACAUGGUCGGCAAUUGCACAUCAAAACACACCUGCCGGGUCUGCCGCCGCAAACAUCAUACAUUAGUUCACGACCCGCCGCAGAUGUCUGGCACUGGAACCUACCAGGAGCCACUUAGCGUAAACAACAGCAAUUUGCCAUCAACAUCCCGAGCUGGAGCCUUAACCUCAAUCAAUCAACUUCGCCAUCAAGACGAUCCACCAUCGGGAAACGUUCCUUCUGUAGAGAACAAUUACACUCAUCAUACCCUGGAAAAUAUUCCGGUUGCAGGUUUGCAAACCCUUUUGCCAACCAUCCUCGCAGACGUAAUCGACGCCUGGGGAAAUACAACAACUUGUCGGAUGCUCCUAGACACGGGAUCCACAAUAACUUUGGCAUCGGAAUCAUUUGUCCAGCGGAUUGGCGUGCAUCGAACGCAUGCACGGAUUUCAAUUCUUGGUCUGGCUGCCAACAACGCUGGCCUCACACGCGGACGCGCACACUUUAAGCUGCGCUCUCGUCAUUCGGAUCACCACAUCGAGAUGGUCUCCUUCAUAUUGCCCUCGCUAACGUCAUCGCUUCCAGCGCAAGCUAUUGACACUUCGUCUACAACCUGGAAGCAAAUCUCAGCGCUUCCCUUAGCAGACCCUACGUUCUGCACUCCGGGAUCUAUAGAUGUCAUCGUUGGAUCUGAUCAACUCUGGGGUCUAUAUACCGGAGAAAGAAAAUAUUUUGGCUCGUACAAUGCCUGCGAUGACCACAUCACUCCGGCCGUGACCCAUCACGCGGACCUUGACAGGAUGGUUCGAUCAUUCAUGGAAAUGGACAGUGUGCAGUGUGUCCAAGCUCUCUUGGACUCUAGUGAUCCCACAGAGAGUAAUUUUGCCCGCACUCACACGCGCUCCAAGGACGGUGUUUAUAUUGUCGAAUUCCCCUUCAAAGGCGAAGCACCUCCUAUCGAAUCAACUUUACCACAAGCCACCAACCGCCUCGUUUCACUAGAGCGGAAAUUUCGUCGACACCCGGACCUUAAACAGCAAUACGAGGAUUUUUUGGAUGACUACUUGCAGCGUGGUCAUAUGGAACAGCUGACCUCAGUCCAAGCUGGAGAAAGCCUGGACACUUGCGUGUAUUUACCACAUCACGCAGUCAUCAAGGUGGACAGCCUGACUACCAAGUGUCGGGUCGUCUUCGACGGAUCUGGAAAGGUUAGUUCUGGGAUCUCGCUCAACGAUCGACUUCAUGUUGGGCCACCGAUCCAACGGGACUUGCUCGGAGUCUGCCUACGUUUCCGACAGCACCGAUAUGUUCUAUGUGCAGAUAUAAAAAAAAUGUUUAGAGGGAUUCAAGUUGCCAAGCCUCACACCAAUUUUCAACGCAUUGUGUGGCGCAAGAAUGAGAAGGAACCGAUUCUUCGUUUCCGACUUCUAACCGUCACCUACGGAUUGGCGCCCUCCCCAUUUCUGGCCGUUCGAGUUUUAAAGCAAUUAGCUGACGAUCAUUGCCUCGAAUACCCGGCCGCAUCACGAGCUUUGUCAAACGACGCUUAUGUGGACGACAUUCCAACUGGAUGCGAUACAGUUGACGAUCUUUUGCUGCUUAAACAGGAGCUGAUUGGACUUUUAGACAAAGCUAAAUUCAAACUACGAAAAUGGAGUUCAAAUUGCUGGCAGCUUCUACAGUCACUGCCACAAGGGGAUCGAUGUUAUGACCCAGUACAACUCAGUAAGGAUUCACCCAUGGGACCACACGUUAAGAUCCUGGGACUUCAGUGGAAUCCAGGUCGUGACGUCAUGUUCAUCAAAACAACCGAGUUCGAUCUCAACGUUAUUCCCACCAAACGAUAA